Molecule: messenger RNA, 1096 nt
Organism: Nerophis ophidion (straightnose pipefish)
Lineage: Eukaryota; Metazoa; Chordata; Actinopteri; Syngnathiformes; Syngnathidae
Gene: ognb
Product: osteoglycin, paralog b
Exons: 6
Coding region: 101-892 (263 amino acids)
Molecular function (GO): protein binding
Source: RefSeq, a predicted model, not a curated record
CACGCAGGCUGCAAAUAAAAUCGGGGUGGAAGUUUUCCAGCUCUAAUUCAUCUCAGGCUUUAACAAAGCAAACAUCCCUUUGUCUUUUUCAACAGCUACAAUGAUGCAUUUAAGGACUUUAUUUUUCAUAUCUGCAGUGCUGUCAUGGACACUGUCUUCAGCAAGAGAUGAAACAACAGAAGCCAGAAACAUGGAGGGAGACAUGCAGGAUUAUGAAAUUGUUCAGGGUAGAGAGGAAGCUGUAGUUCCAGAAGCAUUUGACAUGCCAACAUGUUUACUGUGUGUUUGUCUGAGUGGUUCUGUUUACUGUGAGGAGGUGUCCCCUGAUGUGUCCGCUGUCCCAACAUUGCCAAAAGAAACAGCCUAUCUCUAUGCUCGUUUUAACAAAAUUACCAAAAUACACAACAAUGACUUUGCAGACAUGACAACACUGAAAACAAUUGACCUAAGUAGGAAUCUCAUUGCGGAGAUAGAAGACGGAGCUUUUUCCAGACUUACAAAUCUUGCAGAACUUAUUCUUUCAAACAACAGGCUGACUAAACUGCCAACACUUCCAGUCAGUCUUGUGUCUUUCAACGCCAACUUCAACAAGCUCACCACACAAGGUGUAAAAUCCACUGUGUUUAAGAAAAUACCCAAACUGAUGUAUCUUUACCUUGGAAACAACGAGCUAACAGCAGUGCCUCAACUUCCAGAAUCUCUUCACACUGUCCACCUACACAACAACAAGAUUGCAACCAUAACCGAUGAGACAUUCUGCCAAGGAAACACCAGCUAUUACAUCCGAAGCAACAUGUUCGAGCUGAGGCUGGAUGGGAACCCCAUCAUGCUGUGGAAACACCCUUACAGCUUUGUCUGCCUGCAAAGUCUCCCAAUCGGAUGGGACAACUGAAAUAACCAAAGUGUGCGUCUGAUCCACUUGAUUGUGGGUUUUUAUAUUUCAUUUUGUUAGUUAAACCAAAGCUGUUUUGGCAGGUGCUAUUUAGUAUUCUGAAGCCAGGUCAGCUGUUAUAACCAUAUCUUCUAUAUGAACAUACAGUAUAUGGAACUACUUAAAAAACAGCAAUUAACAAUAAAAUGUGCAUGUUUUGAAGUA